Molecule: messenger RNA, 2109 nt
Organism: Fraxinus pennsylvanica
Lineage: Eukaryota; Viridiplantae; Streptophyta; Magnoliopsida; Lamiales; Oleaceae
Source: the annotation of a GenBank genome assembly
AUGGGAUUGCCCCAAGUUUCAUCCAGUGAAAACUCUGAGGAGGUCAGUACCUCACUCAACACAUAUGUCUACAAUGCAUCUCAAUUGGAUGGUGUUAGCAUGAGUGAUUUGGACGGGAUUCAUGUGGGAGCUUCGAGCCAAACACGCCAGGACUCAAUAUAUUCUUCUUUAGGUGACUUCCGAUGGAAAACCUCACUGGAGGUCUCAAAAUUUCCUGAUGAUGCGAUGAAGAAAGAGCAUUUGGAUGAUAAACCCAAUUUUCACGUGUCAAAUACUUGCGUCAAGGAACUGGUUGACUCAACUGCUAAAAGUAGACGGAAUAUUCAGGCUCCCGUUUCUAGGAUUGUUGGUUUCGAAUAUGAGAAGGAUGCCUUCUCUAAUGGAUUAGAUGAAGUAUCAGCGAAUCAUGUUCACACUGAUUCUGCCGGUGUCAUAUUGAAUCAUAUUGAGAUCAAUGGAUCUCUUGUUAGGAAGCGAAUGCUGUCUCCAUUGAAUAGGAUGCUUCUGUCUGAGCAAUUUAGGGGAGAUUUUUUAGAAACUGGCUGCAGAAAAUUUCAUCAUUGUUCUCAAGCGAAAGAUGAAAUAUGUAGUAUUUCUUUGUUGCAAGAUAAUAAAACAGAAAAUGUUGAUGGUAAAAAUCACUUCACAGCGCCAAUUUGGUCUGUGUCUAACUCUACAGUACGGAAUGAUAUGUUGUACAACUACAGUAGAUCAGCCUCCAUAUAUUUCAAGGAUGGCCCUAUAUUAGAGGACAAAGAACUACGCCAUUUUACAUAUGUGCCUUCAUCUAGGUUUAAUCCUUUGAUAGAAGCAGGUGAGGGCAGAUCAUGCUCCAGGACAACAUCAGAAGAGCAAAUCUCGCUCCCACUCUCUCGCUCUCCCCUAGGUCCAAAAUUUUCUAAUAGAACGAUAUCUGCAGGCCGUGGCAGGAAUAUCCGGAAAGAGACUAAAAUCUUAGGAAAUGUAUCUUAUUCUGCCGAGGCAAACUGCUCUGGCAUUAUCUUUCCCUCUGAAGAAGAUGGAUUUCAGAUUGCAAGCACAUCUUAUGAAGGUGUUAAUUAUCUUCAAAAAGAUGUUCAAUUUUCAUUGCCAGAAAAUAACACUGGAAUAAGUUGGCCUUUCUGUAGAAAUUCAAGGACCACUAUCAAUUGCAUGAAGUUGGAUAGAAGUUUAAGGGGAUGUCCAGUGAGAAGGCCAUUGGUUGGAUCAUUUGAGGAGUCGCUGCUGUCUGGGCGGUUGUCAUCUGGAAAUCUCAAUCAGGCAAUAGAUGGUUUUCUUGCCGUACUAAGCAUUGCUGGAGGGAAUUUCUCUCCCAAGUCACAGAAACUUCCAUUUGCAGUAACAAGUGUUAGUGGAGAUAGCUAUCUAUUAUACUAUGCAUCUAUAGAUCUUUCUGGAAAUUUGCAAUCAAACAAGUGCAGAGGGGAAAAUAUAGAGAGAUCCCUUGGCAGCGACGAUUCACAAAUUGGCAAGAAUCAUCUGCACAUUCCUACGAAAGGACGCAUCCAGUUGGUCCUGAGCAACCCUGAAAAGACGCCUCUUCACACCUAUUUCUGUAACUACGACUUAACCGACAUGCCAGCUGGUACCAAGACGUUCUUGCGUCAGACGGUCUCACUUGCUUCCCCAGGAUUGAAUUCUAUAAAUGGAAGAGGAGAGCAGUUAAGUAUUGAUAUAAAAGACGAUGACAAGGUUUCUUUAGUCCCCAAGAAAAGUCAUAUUGACCAGCCAGACAAUGGAAGACAAGUUUGUGGGCAUAAUUUAUGUUGGAAUGAUCAGGUUGACAUAUAUGUUGAAACUGAUGGAAAACAUGAACAUUCUUGUUCAAAGGUCAACAGAAAUGCCACAACUGUUGGUGCUUUACGUUAUGCUCUUCACUUAAGAUUUGUUUGUCCAUUCCCAAAAAAAUCUUCUAGGUCGGUCCAAAAAUCAGAACCUUUAUCAGCAACCGAAAGCAGAAUAGACAUUUCAGGGGAACGUAGAUUUUAUCUGUACAAUGAUCUGAAAGUUGUGUUCCCUCAACGUCACUCAGAUGCAGAUGAAGGAAAGUUGAAGGUUGAAUACCAUUACCCGGAAGAUCCAAAAUACUUUGCUAUCAGCAGCAGCUGA